Molecule: messenger RNA, 7829 nt
Organism: Myotis brandtii (Brandt's bat)
Lineage: Eukaryota; Metazoa; Chordata; Mammalia; Chiroptera; Vespertilionidae
Gene: KCTD16
Product: potassium channel tetramerization domain containing 16
Exons: 5
Coding region: 640-1926 (428 amino acids)
Biological process (GO): regulation of G protein-coupled receptor signaling pathway; protein homooligomerization
Cellular component (GO): postsynaptic membrane; presynaptic membrane
Molecular function (GO): protein binding
Source: RefSeq, a predicted model, not a curated record
UAAUGUGACUUUCCCAGAUGGUAAAUGAUGGAGUUGGGAUUCAGCCCCGAACUGCCCAUCCCAAAGUGCACACUUUGCACCAUGAUGCCCUAAUGCUUCCCUACACAGACAGUAAGGAACAAGAAAACGUACAGAGCAGAGGAUGUUAACCAAUCUUGAACCAAAUCCCUGGUCUCUCAAAAAGGUGGAAGAGAGGCCCAGGCAUUCUUAAUUUCUUGAGGCUUCAAGUAGAUUAAAAAGGACCUCCUGGGAUGAGUGGGGCACACCCAAGGAGAUGCUCAGCAAGGAAGCAGCCCCAGAGAAAGGUUGCAGGUUACAAUUUCUCACAGACAGAUCUCUGAGUAACUGGGGACUUAACCUGCCUGUCUACUGAACCUGGGGGAAGAUCGAAUGGAGAUGAGUUGAUUAUAUUCCAUGAAGUCAUAGCUCAUCACCAGCCAGGGUUUCAACUACUUCACCUGUGGACUAUUCUAAAUUUUGCUUUCUUGGGGGAAAAUACUGGGGUAAGAAGAGGUCGUUUUUAACAAGUUAGCAUCAUUCUUUCUCCCUCCCUUUCAAGUUGAUGUAAAGGAUAAGGCUGUGACUCCUUUUGAUUGCACCUUCAAAUUAAAAUAGGAGGAGGAGAACAAGAAAGGGACAAUGGCUCUGAGUGGAAACUGUAGUCGUUAUUAUCCUCGAGAACAAGGGGCCACAGUUCCAAACUCCUUCCCUGAAGUCAUGGAGCUGAAUGUUGGGGGUCAAGUUUAUUUCACUCGCCAUUCUACAUUAAUAAGCAUCCCUCAUUCCCUCCUGUGGAAAAUGUUUUCCCCCAAAAGAGACACAGCUAACGAUCUAGCUAAGGACUCCAAGGGAAGGUUUUUCAUUGACAGAGAUGGAUUCUUGUUUCGUUACAUUCUGGACUAUCUCAGGGAUAGGCAGGUGGUCCUGCCUGAUCACUUUCCAGAGAGAGGAAGACUGAAAAGGGAAGCUGAGUACUUCCAGCUCCCAGACUUGGUCAAACUCCUGACCCCUGAUGAAAUCAAGCAAAGCCCGGAGGAAUUCUGCCAUAGUGACUUCGAAGAUGCCUCCCAAGGAAGUGACACGAGAAUCUGCCCUGCUUCCUCACUGCUUCCUGCUGACCGCAAGUGGGGUUUCAUUACUGUGGGUUACAGAGGGUCCUGCACCAUGGGCAGAGAGGGGCAGGCAGAUGCCAAGUUUCGGAGAGUUCCCCGGAUUUUGGUUUGUGGAAGGAUUUCCUUGGCAAAGGAGGUCUUUGGAGAAACUUUGAAUGAGAGCAGAGACCCUGACCGAGCCCCAGAAAGAUACACCUCCAGAUUUUAUCUCAAAUUCAAGCAUCUGGAAAGGGCUUUUGACAUGUUGUCAGAGUGUGGAUUCCACAUGGUGGCCUGUAACUCCUCAGUGACAGCAUCUUUCCUCAACCAAUAUACAGAUGACAAGAUCUGGUCAAGCUACACUGAGUACGUCUUCUACCGUGAGCCUUCUAGGUGGUCAUCCUCGCAUUGUGACUGCUGCUGCAAGAACGGCAAGGGUGACAAAGAAGGGGAGAGCGGCACGUCUUGCAACGAUCUCUCCACCUCCAGCUGCGACAGCCAGUCCGAGGGCAGCUCUCCCCAGGAGACGGUCAUCUGCGGGCCGGUGACACGCCAGACCAACAUCCAGACUCUGGACCGUCCCAUCAAGAAGGGCCCGGUGCAGCUGAUCCAACAGUCGGAGAUGCGGAGGAAGAGCGACCUGCUCCGGACUCUGACUUCAAGCUCCAGGGAGUCGAACAUGAGCAGCAAAAAAAAAGCUGUUAAGGAAAAGCUCUCAAUUGAGGAGGAGCUGGAGAAAUGCAUCCAGGAUUUCCUCAAGAUCAAAAUCCCAGACCGGUUCCCCGAGAGGAAACACCCUUGGCAGUCGGAACUGUUACGGAAGUACCGUCUAUAGGGCAGGGCAGGGGUGGGAGGAGAAACAAACGCUGAGCAUUUUGAAAUUGACCUCCUAAAGGAAAUUCAUAGUCGCUAAGAAAAACAACUACACAUUUGUUAGAACACAGUGCCCAUCGAUAUACUACUGCCUAUUUACCUAAUUCACCUUAACACGCACAUCCACAGGGUAGAUUUCUUUCCAGGUGGGGAAGUGUAAGAAAAUCUUUUUUUCUUAUGUGUUAGUUUGUUAACUUGGUCCCAUGUGCUGAGUAGAUAUAAUGAUAGCCAGCUCCGUGAGAGGAGCCCAGAGGCCUUGAGAGUCAUUUAUCCCAAACUGGUUUUUCUCUCAUCUUCUACCUCCCUCCUGUGAACCAGAAUAUGGUAGAAAGACAUCUGGCCCAGUGGUAUAUGUUUGAUUUUUCUUAAUUUUCCUUUUCUGUUUGUUUAUGGGGCAAGGGGGGUGGCAGAUUUAUAUGACUUUUCACUCAAAUCUAUUAUAUGCCAGUUUAUAUUGACUCCGCAUGCAUGAGGAUUUGUGGGACACAAGUACAAUGCAGUGUGUACACACACAGUGCACGUGACCCCAGGGCCUGGACAGCCAGGGGGUUGCCUGCUCCCGCAGCACUCGCUCAGAGGGCCUCUGCUAUUUUCUUAAAACCCUUCUGGGAAGAUUUCCCAGCCUCUCUUGGCAACACUUUCUAAUGUCAAAUAACCCUCAUCAUCAAGAAACUGUCUUCCUUUUUUUUUCUAAAUUAACACCCUCAGGCUCCAUUUUACCACGUUGCUCUUUCUCUGCAAUCAGAGAGGGUGAGAAGAGCUAGUCAGACAUUUUUUGACUUUAAACAAACAUUCAUAUCCACAAAAAUCACUAAUAAAUGGCCCCACACUCAGCCUUCUCCACUCUGAGCUGAGCAUUCCUUCUCUCACUGCUUUCCAAGUCCUUACUGCCCGUGUUUUAUGGUGUGGCCUUUCCACACAAUCCACAUUGAAUUCUCUGCGUUCCCACGUGGUCAUGGAAGUAAGAACACCACACACUUCACAGUUGAAUCAGGGUCCAGCUUUUUAUUUCUGAGGGAAUUUUAUUCUAAACACCUCCUAGUAAUUACUCAUAACUUUUCACACCUACAGCGAUACAUUGUCACUUUCUGGUAGCCAGUUGUGUUUGCCUUUGGGACCUGGCUGUGUCCAUACUAGAAUUAGCUGUCAUUUCUCUCAUAUCUGAACAACCCAACUAGACAACUGGAGCUCCAAAACGGAGGUUUUGGCUUUCUAACUAUCUUUCUUGAUUAUAUCCUUGACCUUUGUAGACACAGCCAAAAAGAAACUGUUACUAGCCACCCAGCCAUGUGACUCUGUAUUCUAUUACUGUACCAAUAGCUCUUUCAUAGACUUAAUCAUAAAUGCAGAUUAAGAAUCCAGGUUUUAUUUUUAGCAUUCCUCAUGCAUUUCAGUGGGAACUGAAAAAUAAUUUGUUAAUCAUUAUUUUUCUGCCAAGUACUCCUAAUUUUUUAUUGUGUGUUUGUGUGUAUCUGUAUGUAUUAUCACAGGUAAUAAAGGCAACUGGAUGGUGUCUGUAGGAGGGAACAUCAUGACCAGUUGCUUCUUUUUGAAAUAUUUCACUGAUGCAUCUUUGUAUUAUGUAAGAGGUUCCGUCUUGAUUCCUGUUAUUAGUGCCCAUUAGUAUAUGGAUAUCUUUCUGAAUUUUUGUAAUUCUUGCCUUUAUACCAGUGUGACAGACUCAGCCAAUGUUUCCUUGUUGUGAUGAUUUGAAUAGAGUUUAAAGUUUUACUUAAGUGAAAAAGAAAGUUUAUUGGGGAGUUGAGUUAUCAAGAGAAUUAUAAUUUAUGAAGUUAAUUGCUUUUCUUUUACGUAUUUAUAUAGUAGCAGACAUUCUACCUUAACUGCAACAUAGCUUUGUAAAGCCUACCAAUAUAUCUUCAUUCUUUUCAAUAUUUCUUACCACAUCAAAACACCAUCCUACUAAUAAUAGAAGAUCCUUCAAAGAAUCACUGAACUUAAUAGAUCAAGAACAAGUCGAAUUGAAUGAAGAUAACCUCAAACUUACUUAGGUCAAAUGACUCUUGUGAUCCUACUGGAAGUGCUAUCAAAGAAACGGGGCUUAAAUAAAAUGACAAAUCCCGAUUUUCUUAAAUUUCAGAGCUGACUGUAAUGGCAUCCAGAUAGAGACACAUGAGUAAGGAUUGGAGAACUAGUAUGAUGAUAGCCAACCCACUACUUUGACUACAUACUUUAAAUAAUAUGUUAAACACUUCAAAGAAAAUGUUCAUGGCAUUAUUUCUAUCCCUUGACCUGUCACGAAGUUUUUUUCUGCUUAGGUACUCUUUAUACCCCAGUGAACAGAACUAAUGGUAGGAAAUUUAUUUUAGAAAACAACAUUUCAUCUGGGUCAGCUCUAGACUGAUGCCCACCCCAUAUAGUUCAAAUAACUGAGACAACAAUGUGUUCAUUUGCUUGACUCUUGGUAUAGAGAUGGAUGUAGACGUGGUCAGAGAAAACCUCCAAGGAGGUACCGAGUGAAUGGAAAUCUUCAGUCCUGGUUUGAGUGGAGUUAUCAGGUGAUAUCUAUGCAGCCUGCAACACUGGACAUGAGUUCUGGGUGAGUUAUAAGAUUAAAUUCUCUAGUGGCCCUGGUAGUCACUGUGAUUCAGGCCUGUUUCCUGAACUUAAAAUUGUUUUUAAGAACUUUUAGCUCAAUUCUGGCCCUGUCAUAAUCAAUUUCAAGAAGCUUCUUGUAUAUCGCCCUUGGUUAUGACAAGGGCGAUAACUUUCUGAUAUGAAGAAACUAAAAGCAUCCAGUGGGUCAAUUGAAUCAGGAGCCCCAACUUGAGUUGUUUCCUGGGAAAUCCUGCAGUUCUAAAAUCCAGGGAAGUUGAGGAGGCCACUGCCUACAAGUAUGUGGCUCUCCUGACGUCAGAGACAUAUUCAUAAAGUAUUCUUACCCACCAUCAAAAAGGGAGUGAUCUGCAUUCAUCAAAAAAGGGGGGAAAGAGAGGAAAAUGAAACUAUUCGCUCAUGAAGGCUGUGUGCUCUCCCCCUGCUAGGAAGAAAUUGCGCUGAGAUGGGCCAUAAAACAACAAAGUGAAGUGGCUUCCAGAAUGUGCAGUGAUGUUGUCCUUUGUAAUUGUAGGCAUAGUUACCUUACUGGAAACACAUGCAUGGUGAAUUAAAAUAAAAGGGGAACAAUGUACAAACCCUAAGUGUUCCCUUCACUCUUUAUUCCUCCACAGCUAUUUUUACCCCCAAAUGAUUCAUUUGGGGGGGACAUAUUGAAUAAAGGGGAGUCACCAUGGUGUUUUUCACUUUUCGAUUGGCCUGAUGUGAUUCUGAGGCAGCUUUGUCCAUAGGCACAGAUGUGUGUUGUUCAUUCUGGGUCCUCUUAGUUACCACUGAUUGAGCUUCUGGAUUACUUUUGCUUCUCUGGGUUUUAAAUUCCUCUCUGAUUAUCCUUUGUCUGUGCCAAGCAAACCAUGCUCCAGUGAGAAAAUCAAAGGCAUAUCUGGCAUUUUGCAAAAUUGCUUGAUGCCAGCUCCCAUAAUGGGACCCAAACUUUGAUUCUCAUACAUUUUCCUUCGCUACAAUUUCAACUUUCCAACUCUGUGGUUCCUAUUUGAGUGCUGGUAUUUCUGCCAUGCCCUGGAAGAGAUCAUGCCGUGAACUCUAAGUAACCUUGGUCUUCUAGGUGACCUUUACUAGAAUUAAUAAGACUUUCUGUAAACUUUCAGGUGGAAUUCUUAGUUACCUCCACCUAACAUAGCAAUUUUCAAAGGAAAAAUGAAGGCAGUUACUUCCUCUCCCCACCUUCCCUCCAGCACUCUGUGGCAGAUAAAUGUUUUUUUUUUUCCAAUUUGCAUGCUGGGUUAUAGGUUUAGCAUGGACCAUUUCUCUCUUUAAUGUCUUGAUAUUGUUGAAUCUUGCAAUCUCGAUGGCCCACUGUUUCCAUUUAUUUAUUUUCUUUUAUAUUGUCAAAAUAACACACUAGAGGAAGAAUCAGAACGAGCAUUUUGUGUUCUGAGUCAUGAUGGAGUUAGAGGUCAUUUGCACAGGACUGUGCAAUGAUUAAUAUCUGCAGAGAAAUUAGACCAAAUGGAACCUGCUGGAAUGAGUUUGAUUGAUAUUGCUUUCAUCAUUCUGGGUUUCGAUGAGAUGGUUAUUGCUCUCCACCCCUGCUAAAAGAAAAGAGUCUUAAACUUUAAUAAUCACAGCGUUGUGAUGCGACCACAGAGCUUACUUGUUUUAAAUGUCUGUUUUUCUCAUCUCGCUGUACACAUUGAAUGGGGAUUCUUUUUUCGCUGACCUCCAUUGCAAACUGUUUAGCAGUUGUUGUUUUUUCAAUACUCAGUGUGCUCUAAAACGAAAGUCAUGUGUAACACUUGUCAAAACGGAGAGUUCCUUCAUCCUAGCCCCAGAAAGUCUGAUUCAGAAACUUCAAGUAGGGCCAAGGAGUCUGUUUGGGGCUAGUAUUCUUAAUGAGUUGGAUGGGAUGGUCUGUGGCCUUACUUUGAGAAACUCUGCUAUUUUAGAGACCAUACAGGGGUCAGCUUUUCUCUCACUUCCUAGUGGCACUUCCUUUUCACUACAAAUAAUUCAAAGUAUGCAGUGUUUAUUAUCUUAAGAGAAAAGGCCCAAAGAAGACCAUCCCAGGACCAGGGUAGAGUAAGUUCCAUGAUUCUUUUGGCCUUUCAUCUGUCUGUCAUCCAUAACCUCUUCUCCAUUUUGCAUGUGCCUGUGCCUUUUACUUAUUAUUAUUUUUUUUUUUACCAAACUAAAAGCUUGCAUUAAUAUAGUUUUGUCCCUGGGUAGAGGGGAGCACAUCUCUGAGUGAGAUGUAUCCUAAUGAUGCCCAACAGGAAAUAAAAUAGUGACCUCACCCAAGGAGAGUUGUUCAUCUCCAGGCCCUUAUGCAGUUGGAGUCAGAGGAACUUGAGAGUGAGCUAUAAUUUAACUAUGUGUAAGGCCCCUAGGGCGGGUGCAUUAACUUCACAUACUAACAUCACCAAAAUUAAUAUAGAAUAAUCAGUGAAUUUAGCUGUAUUGCCUCAAUGAAAUCCUGAGUCAUUGUCCAAUUUGACUCAAGCAGGACUAUGAAGCUCUCAGAGAGCUGAAGAUCCUGAUCCCCAACAUGAACUAAAAACUUCAAGCAAAAUCUUUGAGAGUGAAUACAUAGAAAAGAAAGAUAAAGAAGUGAGUUCAUAAAAGUGGUCAUAUUCCAUGUGACAUGGCACAAAGUUCUGUAACUUUCCAGUCACUCUAACCAGCGGAGAUGGUAGUACUCUGGUUAUUAAGAUAGAAAAAUUUUGGAAGGUUUCAACGGUCCAGUUGGUUCUGUCCAUAUCACAGAAUAACUGGAGAGGUACCAUUUUCCCACAUCCAUUCACUAUAAGAAAUAAAUCAAUGGCUUAAAUUCAUGCUUGUCAGGAUCAUCAGUGAGUAUUUAAGUACGGCUGCUGCCAAAGGAAAGUGGACAAUGGUUAAUGACACUAAUGAACUUGAGCUGCUAGUUAAGGUGAUCGGGCCACAAUUCUUUAAAAUGUUAAAUUUGAUUCUGCUUGCCUUCCUUCUUCUACUUCCCAAGUCAAUCCCUUUAAUGCCCCUGCUUCCUAGCCUUUAAGAAAAUGUUCCCAUUGUUUGUGAACAAAGUGCUUUGUUUAUUGGCUAAAAAACUGUUAGUUCCUUAACUGUCACCCUUGCUUUAUUUACAGUGAAAAGGCUAAAGAAAAAUGUGCCCAGGCCCAGCCACGAUCAAGGGCUUUGUCCUAGGGCAGGGGGCGGUGAUUUUCCUUUUAAUCAGCCUUCUAAAUGCUCUUACAGGCCAACUGGAGGAUUUAAUAAGUCUCCUUCCUCCAGCAACCUCUUCCAUCUUGUCAGCUUAUUCUUAGUGUUGACCUUUAAACUAAUUUCCCU